UGAUCGACAUAUAUUCAUAACAUAUGUGUGUCUUCUAUGUAUAUCCUAAGUAAUUGUAUAGAUCAUGGAUAUCCCAAUCUCACCAAAUCCUAACACUCUCAAUUUCACCAGCCAUGCCUUCAAUAACUGAAGAUGUAUCUAUUGGAAACUUAGGCAGUCUCCAAACACUCCCAGACUCAUUCACCUGGAACUUCACCGCUGCUGACUCCCUUCUCCCUCCCUCCUCCGCCACUGUGAAAGAGUUCAUUCCGGUCAUAAACCUCUCCGAUCCUGACGUCACCACUUUGUUAGGAAAUGCAUGCAAAACGUGGGGAGCGUUUCAGAUAGCCAACCACGGGAUCUCUCAAAGUCUCCUCGACGACGUUGAAUCUCUCUCCAAAACCUUUUUCGAUAUGCCGUCAGAGAGGAAACUCGAGGCUGCUUCCUCUAAUAAAGGAGUUAGUGGGUACGGAGAACCUCGAAUCUCUCCUUUCUUCGAGAAGAAAAUGUGGUCUGAAGGGUUGACAAUCGCCGAUGGCUCCUACCGCAACCAGUUCCUUACUAUUUGGCCCCGUGAUUACACCAAAUACUGCGGAAUAAUCGAAGAGUACAAGGGUGAAAUGGAAAACUUAGCAAACAGACUUCUAUCAUGCAUAUUAGGCUCACUUGGUGUCACCGUAGACGACAUCGAAUGGGCUCAGAAGACCGAGAAAUCUGGAUCAAAAAUGGGCCGAGGCGUCAUACGACUAAACCAUUACCCGGUUUGUCCUGAGCCAGAAAGAGCCAUGGGUCUAGCCGCUCAUACCGACUCAUGUCUCCUAACCAUUUUGCACCAGAGCAACAUGGGAGGGCUACAAGUGUUCAAAGAAGAGUCCGGUUGGGUUACGGUAGAGCCGAUUCCUGGUGUUCUUGUGGUCAACAUCGGCGACCUCUUUCACAUUUUAUCGAACGGGAAGUUUCCUAGCGUGGUUCACCGAGCAAGGGUUAACCAAACCAAGUCAAGAAUAUCGAUAGCGUAUCUGUGGGGUGGUCCAGCCGGUGAUGUGAAGAUAAGUCCAAUAUCAAAGAUAGUUGGUCCGGUUGGACCGUAUCUAUACCGGCCAGUUACUUGGAGUGAAUAUCUCCGAAUCAAAUUUGAGGUUUUCGACAAGGCAUUGGACGCAAUUAGAGUCGUUAAUCCCACCAAUUGAAUCUCCUGUUCCAAUGUUUUUAAAAAUAUUAAUCGAGAAACAUUUAAAAAGUUAAGUUGUAACCUCAAGUUUGUAUUAAUUAAAAAAGAGCUUUGCUUAAGUGUCA
Molecule: messenger RNA, 1275 nt
Organism: Brassica napus (rape)
Lineage: Eukaryota; Viridiplantae; Streptophyta; Magnoliopsida; Brassicales; Brassicaceae
Product: gibberellin 3-beta-dioxygenase 4-like
Exons: 2
Coding region: 114-1169 (351 amino acids)
Molecular function (GO): dioxygenase activity
Source: RefSeq, a predicted model, not a curated record